UUCAAAAAAAUGAUUUCGCCCUUAUGGCGCCUUGUCUUCGGCUCCCUUUUUUCAUUGCUAACAAUUGUUGGCCUGUGUGGAAAUGCUUUAGUUAUUGUUGCUAUUUUGGGAGAUCGUAAAAUGCGUAGAAGUGUUAUGAAUUUGCUUUUGCUUAAUUUGGCUGUUGCCGAUGCCUUGAAUUUAGCUACAACCUCACUCGAGUGGACACCCACGAUUGCAUUAGGCUCUCCUACAUGGAUUCCGUGGUUGCCAUAUUAUUUAUGCCCUUUAGUCCGAUAUUUGGAGUGUGUCUUUUUAUUUACGUCAAUUCUUACACAAUUAAUGGUUUGCAUUGAACGUUACAUCGCUAUUGUUUUCCCCAUUCACGCCCGUCGCCUAUGCUCACGUACAAAUAUUCUCAUAGCAAUUUUUACAAUAUGGUUAACUGCCUGUUUAAUUGCUGUUCCAUAUGUAUUACAUAAUAAAAUUAGUCCAGACGGGUCAGUUUGUAUUAAUGUUCGUGCUUCCUCGGAAUUUUGGAAUAAAUGGUUUGAAUUUUUAACUCUUUAUUUGCUUCCAUGUCUGGCAUUCCUUUUUCUUUAUUCUAAAAUUUGUGCUGUUCUAUGGGCGAAGAAUAGACAACUUUAUGAAGUUCCAGAAACAAAAACAUCACUCUCAGCAAGAGAUGAGCCUCGGUUGUCAGAUCCCGGCUCAGCUGCUAGUCGAACAAGCAGCACAUCAGCAGCUUUGCUGGGAGCCAGAGAAGAAGCUUUAAGGACUAGAAGAAAUGUAGUUAAAAUGUUGGUGGCUUGUGUUUCUGUUUAUUUUGUUUGUUAUUCACCUAUACAAGCUAUUUUCUUAUCAAGGCAUGAAUUUUAA
This is a messenger RNA of Meloidogyne enterolobii, 858 nucleotides long. The record is from the annotation of a GenBank genome assembly. Lineage: Eukaryota; Metazoa; Nematoda; Chromadorea; Rhabditida; Meloidogynidae.